AUGGUGGACUAUGAAGUGACAGUGUCUACUGACAAUCGUCUUCAAGCCACGACUUUGAAUAACAUCUACCUUAAGCUGGUGGGCACUGAUGGGGAGAGCCAACGCAAAUGGCUGAUGGGCUUAAAAGGAGCCACAGCCUUCAUCAGAGGAGCAAGCUGGACAAACAGCGCCUGGUACUUUUACUACAAGGAUGAUGGACUCAGACUUUGGGAAAUCAUACACAGGUUUGUUGAGAGAGUCCUAGGCCACUACUACAAGAGUGACACCGAUGUCCAGAAGGACUCUGAGCUGCAGAAGUGGAUCUGGGACAUCUUUGAACAUGGCUUCCUUUCUCAAGCUAGCACAGGAAUUCCACAGGGAUUUUCCACCAUGACUGAGUUGAACAAGUUCGUCACCAUGGUGAUCUUCACUGGUUCAUGCCAGCAUGCAGCUGUGAACUCUGGACAGUAUGACUAUGGUGGCUGGAUGCUCAACACUCCCAGCACCCUGCAACUUCCUCCACCUACUAGAAAAGGAACAACAAGUGAGGAAACGAUGCUGCAGACAUUUCCUGAUGUCAACACAACAGUUCAGGGCAUGUCCACAAUGUGGCUGCUCAGCAAACAGUCCUCUGACUUUGUUCCUUUUGGUGAGUACCCAGAAGAGCAUUUCACCGAGGAGAUUCCCUGUGAGCUGAUAAAAGAUUUUCAAGCAGAGCUGAAAAAGUUAAGUUCUGACAUCAAAGCCAGAAACAGCACCUUGAAACUCCCAUACCUGUACUUGGAUCCAACAGCGCUAGAGAACAGUGUGGCUAUUUGAGGGUCAGAGGUUGGGACAUCAACUUCACUUCACUCAACUUCAUGAAUAAAGCAAUAAUUGCAAGAACUGCCUGUUCUUUAUUUUUGACGCUAUGAAUGCUUUUUUAUAGUAUAAUGUUUUUAAUACCUUUUUAAGUUUUUGAUUUUUGAAAAUUGAAAUUUGGGGCAAUUUUUGGUAAAUGUUAUUGGUUUGAGUAUUUAGAGCCCCACAAAUCCCAUGGUGGGGGUUUAAAAUGUUACUGAUAUCAGAGGAUGAAUCUUUAAAUCAAAAAGACUCUCUAACCUGUUGCCACUGACACAAUUUUUACACGCAUAUAUUUUAAAGCCAACUUUACAUCUUCUCUAUCAACAUUUAAACAGUUCCUGAAAUUUCCCCCUUUGACUGUAAUGUUAUUUUUCCACUCUCAACUGUUAGGUAUGUUGAAAAAAAACAAUCUGCUUGAAAUCAUAAACCUAAGUUAGCUUCAGAUAUUGACUACAUUUUGCUUGCUUUACUUGUGGUUCAGCUAAAUUUGAACAGUAUCCAGCAACAAGCAUUUAAACAUUCUCAGAGCAUUUCUUUUUUCAGAAAAUGCUAUUUUUAAUUCCUUUUUUUAAAUGCUUGCGGUGGAAGGAUUUUUUGUUGAUCAGUUACUUUGCACAGUCUUUCAUUAAACUGUGGUGACAAAUUACAUCCCAAUGAACAUUUUAAAUCGCUUUGUUUUACCCUGCUGUAAUAGACAUGGUAUCAGGAAUUAAUCUAUGAAUAAGUUGCUACUGAUGCUUUUUCUGCAUUAAUAAAUUCUUGUUUUUUGUCAGUU
Messenger RNA from Betta splendens (Siamese fighting fish), 1597 nucleotides. Its product is annotated as hydroperoxide isomerase ALOXE3-like. Gene Ontology annotation, biological process: lipid oxidation; linoleic acid metabolic process. Gene Ontology annotation, molecular function: oxidoreductase activity, acting on single donors with incorporation of molecular oxygen, incorporation of two atoms of oxygen; metal ion binding; protein binding. The record is from RefSeq and is a predicted model, not a curated record. The coding region runs from base 1 to 798 and encodes 265 amino acids. NCBI's taxonomy places the organism in Eukaryota, Metazoa, Chordata, Actinopteri, Anabantiformes, Osphronemidae. The transcript has 6 exons.